This is a messenger RNA of Helobdella robusta, 780 nucleotides long. RefSeq lists its product as hypothetical. The transcript has 3 exons. The coding region runs from base 1 to 780 and encodes 259 amino acids. The record is from RefSeq and is a predicted model, not a curated record. Lineage: Eukaryota; Metazoa; Annelida; Clitellata; Rhynchobdellida; Glossiphoniidae.
AUGGAAGAAAACAAAAAAAGAAAAGGUGAUAACUGUGGGAGCAACAUGAUAUACUGGAAAAAAUGGUGUGAUCGAGUAGCUACUACUAUUGAAAUACCUUCAACAUCAACUGUAGCAACAGAUCAUAUUUCACCAUCAAAGUCUGUUAUAGAAGCAGAAUCUGUUUCUGAUUCUAAAGAUGAGCCCCACGUAAUUGCAGCUAAAUUAGACAUUGCUUCUACUAAACGAGAUCUGAGAUUUCAACUUAGCUGGAUAAAUCGAUUUCCUUGGAUUACAUAUUCAGAAGUAAAUACUGGAGCAUUUUGCAGAAUUUGCGUCAUUAUGGGUAGAUCGAAAAAGGAAGUCAUCAGCAUAAAUUCUGAACUAGCAGACAAUUUUUUUAAAGUGAUGUCUUUAAAAACGUUAUCCGUAGUUGAUCAAAUAAAUUCAGAAAAAAAACGGCAACAAGAAGAGAAUAAAAGCAAACUGACAUCAAUAGUGAAAGCAAUCAUUUUAUGUGGAAAACAAGGCAUACCAUUGAGGGGAAAAUCUGACUCAGGAAGAAUACAGACUUCUUCAGAACCAAAAGAAUCAUUACUUAAUGAGGACAACUUUCGUGCCAUAUUAAAAUAUGGUGCUGAAUCUGGAGAUAAAAUCUUAUCUGAACAUUUAUUAAAUGCUUCAAAUAAUGCUUUUUAUACAAGUCCGCAAAUUCAAAAUGAAAUUAUAGAGAUUUGUGGUGCGGCUAUCCAAGAAGUGAUAAUCAAGGAAGUUAAAAAAGCUAAUUUUUUGCCGUUUUAG